AUGGACACAGACGCCAAGAUGCAGUCGUAUAACCAGGCUGCGCUCAACGAGUUCGUGAUGCUGCCCGUGUCACGGGACAUGAUCAGCCACCUUGCACUGCAGGCAUCCAAAGUCAUCCGCUGCGAGACGCAUGUGACGGCGUCAUCCGUCAGCCAACACGGACAGCCCACUCCUCCCAGCACACCACCAAUGGACCCUGCCGACAACAACUCUUCUCUCCCACCGCUGGAGACCUUCAUCACCUCGUUGGUGCAUCGCUCGCAGGUGCAGGUGCCCACCUUGAUGACCUCGCUGGUGUUCCUGGGCCGUCUUCGCGCUCGUCUGCCUCCCGUGGCCAAGGGCAUGCGAUGCACUGUGCACCGCAUCUUUCUUGCUUCUCUCAUCCUGGCCGCCAAGAACCUCAACGACUCGAGCCCUAAGAACAAGCACUGGGCCCGCUACACCGUCGUCCGUGGCUAUGAGGGUUUCGGAUUCUCCCUGGCCGAGGUCAACCUGAUGGAACGCCAGCUUCUCUUCCUGCUCGACUGGGAGACCCGCGUUACCGAACAAGACCUGUUCCAACACCUGGAGCCUUUCCUGGCCCCGAUCCGCCAGCAGUACGAAGUGGCCGAGCAGCAACAACAGCAACAGCAACAGAUGGCCGAAUCCCGACACCAACAUGACUGGUGGCGCCUCAACGCUUCGGCCGACUCACUCGCUGCUCGCCUCCGUCGCCAGAAACAAGAGAUGCGCGGAGAGGUUCGUCACACGUCGCAGAAACGCCCACAGCACGUUGCUGCUACUGCUGCUGUCCAAACCCAUUCGGCCAGCCGCUCCUCGCCUUUGUCGGUUCUAGAAGAUGGAGAUCGCUACAGCCCGUACCACCGCCGACGCCCGUCGCCAUACCGUAGUGCCAACAACCGCUCAAUCUCGCCGCCAUCGGUCAAGGACAUUCCCGGCCUGUCGCGAACCGAGACGCGCAACUCUAUGGCGCCAUCUUCUUCACGAUCAUCCAGUGUGGCACCCAGCGCCCGCAGCACUCCAGGAAGUAUGAGCACUUGCUCGUCCAGCCUCGAUGAUGUCAUGGUCGCAGACGGCAACGCCAGCCCUGCCAGCUCGGCUCUCAGCUAUAGCUACGUCAACAUCCAGCCUUACUCCAAGGAGCAGAUGAUGUCUGCCGGCAACAACCACAGCCAGCCCAACAAGAAGAUCAAGACUGCAGGUAGCAUUGGAGGUUCCGGUGGUGGCCUGAUGGCCCGCUUCCUUGCUUCUGCCGCUGGUGUCUACAUGGGCGGACGCAUGUCUCGCCCGAUUGCUCAAAAUUAA
Molecule: messenger RNA, 1305 nt
Organism: Talaromyces rugulosus
Lineage: Eukaryota; Fungi; Ascomycota; Eurotiomycetes; Eurotiales; Trichocomaceae
Exons: 1
Coding region: 1-1305 (434 amino acids)
Biological process (GO): regulation of cyclin-dependent protein serine/threonine kinase activity
Cellular component (GO): nucleus; cyclin-dependent protein kinase holoenzyme complex
Molecular function (GO): cyclin-dependent protein serine/threonine kinase regulator activity; protein kinase binding
Source: RefSeq, a predicted model, not a curated record